Molecule: messenger RNA, 2406 nt
Organism: Malaclemys terrapin pileata
Lineage: Eukaryota; Metazoa; Chordata; Testudines; Emydidae
Product: transmembrane protein 217-like
Exons: 1
Coding region: 1544-2035 (163 amino acids)
Source: RefSeq, a predicted model, not a curated record
GCCUAGCACUCAUUUUCAAAAGGGAUUUAGGUGCUUGGGACAGCUGUAAGUUAUGAUCAGGGUAUCGUAAGAGCCCUGUAGCAGAUGCUGCUGAGAGGAUGCAUUCAAGUAGACCAUGCUGCAUAUCUUUGGCAUCCAGCCUAACUAAAUCAUUGCAUGGUUGGCAUGGAAGAGUAAACAAAUACAGCACCACGCUACUGACGUAACUACCACAAAGCUAUUUACAUCACUUCCCAGGAAGCACUCGCUUUUGAGCAGCACCUCCUGUGGGACAGUGUAGGAACUGGAGCUUAGCAGCGCAAUUGCACAUCGUGGGCAAUAGCCAGGCAGAGUGAGGUUAGCAAACACAGGUGCAAGCCCAGACUGUGGGUGCACCUUGCUUUGCGGAAUAACCUAUCUAAUAAAGCACAGGAACCUCCGGUGCUGCCGAAGUGGAGAAUAGUGCCAAUAGGUUUUGUUGCAUCUCUGAUGCCCAUCAGGGCUCUUGACACUGUGUUGGGGACGUUCCCCACCUAGAUGCCAAGAUUUUGGGACAACUGAAGAAGAGACCGGCUUCCAGAAAAUCCAGUCCAGUGCAUGCUGGGGCAGGACUUUGGAAUUUUUACCUGGUGCUGGCAGAGGCUCCAGCUAGCCACCUAAGCGCAAGCCCAUUCUACCCCCGGGGUCUAAGAUCGUGUGGCUAACGCUAGCCUCCACCGGUACCAAGACAUCCACACGGCUAUUUUCUAGGGUGCUCCCAGCUGCCGUGUAAACAUACCCCUUUAGGUGCCAUUGACUUCCCAGGGCUUCAGCACAUGUUUAAAUGUUUUUCUGAACCAGGAUCUUAGAUGGAUUUAACUCCCAACCUCAGUGAGAGUUAUGCCUACCUGACACAACCGGCCUGCCCCCCCCCCCCAGGAAUGGAUGGAAAAGGGGGGGUGCCCCCUGCCCAGGCUGGAAGGUCACCACUUAGUAUCAAUAAUCAAUCAAAGGGCAAGGGCAAGGAAUGUGUAUAGCCCACUCCUCUAAGGGUGUCACCGAUUAACUGGUGCUGGGACCGAGCCUGGCAGGGAGGGAGUCACCGAGCAACCGGGACCGAGCACUGGGGGGGUGUCACCGAUUAGCCAGGACCGAGCCUGGGGUGGUGUCACCGAUUAGCUAGGAUCGAGCCCGGAGGGGGGGGUGUCACCAAUUAGCCGGGACCGAGACCUGGGGGGUGUCACCGAUUAGCCGGGACCGAGCCCGGGGGGGGUGUCACCGAUUAGCCGGGACCGAGCCCGGGGGGGGUGUCACCGAUUAGCCGGGGGGUGUGACCGAUUAGCCGGGACCGAGCCCGGGUGUGUGUGUCACCGAUUAGCUGGGGGGGGUGUCACCGAUUAGCCGGGACCGAGCCCGGGGGGGUGUCACCGAUUAGCCGGGAGGGUGUGUCUUACCGAUUAGCCGGGACUGAGACCGGGGGGGUGUCACCGAUUAGCCGGGAUCGAGCCUGGGCGGGGGGGGUGUCACUGAUUAGCUGGGACUGAGACCGGGGGGGGUGUCACCGAUUAGCCGGGACUAAUCCUACAUGAUACUAGUGACCAACAUCUACCUGAUCUUUGAGGUUGGCCACUUGGAACGAGCAAUGACGGACAUGGCACAAAUCAAGCCCUUCAACUUAACCGAAGUGGGGAAGAUGCUACCGUAUUGCUACUAUACAGCCAUCACGCUGGCUGUCAUGACCUACCCGGUGUGUGUCUUCCUCAUCUACUCAGUCCCGAAGCGGCUCUACAUGGGCAUGUUCGCCUAUGUCGCAUGGAUCAUCUUCUAUGACCUGGCUAACUGCCUCAUCGUGGCCCUGGCUUACCAGGUCUCCAAAGAAGCCUUGUUUUCCCUCAGCCCCCUGGAGUGGUUUGGGCUGGCCACCAGGAGCCCCAUGGAUUGUUUCUGGCUCUCCUUCGUUGUCACGUAUGCCCUGAUGGUUAUUGAAAGCAAAGGGCAAGGAAGGCUGUCGCUCAGGAUGAGGCGGAGGUGGUGUCACCGAUUAGCCGGGGGGGUGUCACCGAUUAGCUGGGAAUGAGACCGGGGGUGUGUCACCGAUUAGCCAGGAGGGGUGUCACCGAUUAGCCGGGACCGAGCCCGGGGGGUGUCACCGAUUAGCCGGGAGGGUGUGUGUUACCGAUUAGCCGGGACUGAGACCGGGGGGUGUCACCGAUUAGCCGGGACUGAGACCAGGGGUGUGUCACCGAUUAGCCGGGUAGGUGACACCGAUUAACCGGGAUCGAGCCUGGGGGGGGGUGUCACCGAUUAGCCGGGGGGGGUGUCACCGAUUAGCCGGGACCGAGCACCGGGGGGUGUCACCGAUUAGCCGAGGGGGGGUGUCACCGAUUAGCCGAGGGGGGGGUGUCACCGAUUAGCAGGGACCGAGCCUGGCAUGGGGGGGGUGUCACC